Trichomonas vaginalis G3 is the source of this 1338-nucleotide messenger RNA. Its product is annotated as protein kinase protein. Gene Ontology annotation, molecular function: protein binding. The record is from RefSeq and is a predicted model, not a curated record. The transcript has a single exon. Lineage: Eukaryota; Parabasalia; Trichomonadida; Trichomonadidae. The coding region runs from base 1 to 1338 and encodes 445 amino acids.
AUGCCUGUUUCGGAAGCAACUUUAGCUGAAAUAAAUGAUCUUAUUGAGAUACAAGCAAUCAUAUGCAAGAUAUGUCCCAAUAAUUUCGCAGAAACUUUAGCAACUUUAGACAGAUUCUACGAAAAAUACAAAGAUUUUAUCGAACAUCAAAUUUUUAGAAUAUGUAAUAGUAUGAGUGCAGUUAAACUCACGUUGUUUGAUGAAUUUACGAAGAAACAUAACAUUGAAUUACCAUUUUCCGGCCUGAAUGAAGAAAAUAUUAAAAUCUCAAGAUAUUUUAAUGAAGACAACAUUGGUUUCCUUGUUGAGCAAUCAUCUACUACAAAUAUAGCAGAAGCAGAAGUUCAUUAUCGCUAUACGUCUGUUUCUUAUCUACAUUUAGCUGCAGAAGCCGGCGCUGUUAAAAUGUUCAAAUACUUAUUAUCAGAAGGUUGUCAGCCAGACAAAUCAACAAUGGCAGCUGCAAUUAGAGGCGGUUCUCUUGAAAUAAUUCAAAUUUUGACACAAUCAGGAUUUUCAGCUGCCCAAUAUGCAUCGACAGCGAUUACAUGGAAUAGAAAUGAAAUUUACGAAUGGAUUUCUAACAAUAAUGAUGUUGAAAUCGAUUUCAAUCGCAAUAUGUAUGAAAUCAUCCCCGGAAACAUUGAAUUCACAAUUAACUACAUAAAAUCAUUGACUACAUUAGAUGAAAGAUUGCUUAAAAGUAUUAUUACACAAGAUAUUCCAAUUUAUAUUAAAUUUAUUUUGGAAAGUGAAUUUUCAAUAGAAAACAAGGAUGAAAUAAUGGAUUAUGCAAUAACCUCAAGAAAGACUGAUAUUGCAAUCAUAUUAAAUCAAUACGGCUUCAAAAUUACACACUUUUUUGAAAAUGCCAUUCUUGCGAUUGAAGACCACGAUGAAAAGCUUUGGAAACUUCUUGUUGAUAAUGGUCUUGAUAUUAAAAUCAGACAUGAAAAGUCUGAAAUGACAUUUUUGCAUAUUGCUGUGAAGAAAGGCUUCGUUGCGAAGAUUGACCAACUGAUUAAAGAUGGCAUUGAUGUAAACUCAAAGGAUGCAGCAGGGAAAACACCUCUUAUGUAUGCUUCUGAAAAUAAUAAUCCUAUCAUCGUAGAAAAGCUUCUUGGCCAUGGCGCUGAUGUCAAUAUUUUGGAUAAUGCUGGAGAAACAGCUAUAUUCUAUGCUGCUUCUCAAGGAUUGACGGGAAUUAUCAAGAUUCUCUUUGAUCACGGUGCAAAGGCUAAUCUUACUUCAAAACGUGGUCAUACUCCAUAUAUGCUAGCAAAUUUCAUCAACAAAGGUGCUGCUGAACUUAUCAAUGAGCAUCUAAAAAAUGAAUAA